AUAAUGUUAGCCUUACUGUCCGCUGUGCCCAGUCUCUUUACUUCCAUGGAAUCGGUCAUACCUGCUUCAAGAUCGCAGAUACUCAAGGCGAUCCUAAACAACAAAUACAGCAGCAAGCGCUCAGAAGAAAUUGCAGAGGCUCAGUCUCACGUAGAAUGUUGCCCUUCGGAAACACGCUUCAAACAAAUUCGUGGAGGCCUCUCCAGAGAGGGCAAGGUUGUAGAACUCUACAGGAACCAACGCACCGUGCAGAAAUUCUACGAGACCUCGUGCAAGCCGGAAUUCAAAGAUCGUCCUUGUCAAUUAGUAGCCAGCGAGGAUCGACAAAUGUCAAGGUGUGUGCAGAAGUACAGUUACGUGUACGCCAUUUUGAAGGAUUACAACGUGGAAGAGAGCUACGGUUAG
Molecule: messenger RNA, 405 nt
Organism: Candidula unifasciata
Lineage: Eukaryota; Metazoa; Mollusca; Gastropoda; Stylommatophora; Geomitridae
Source: the annotation of a GenBank genome assembly